AUGCGCAUUGCGGAGCGCCCGGACGACUUUGGCCCUGCGGAUCUGGAGCACCAUCUGAUACUGUUGACGGGUGAGUGUGAGACGAACCCGGCUCUGCGGUACUGGACUGCGGAAGGCGACCUUUCGAUUGAGUUCGCGGGAGUGAUGGAGGCGAAGGCGACGGUGGAGCAUUUCAACAGAGAGAACGCAGAGAAGUGGGCGAGGGAGGCGAAUGAAGAGAACGGAGAGGUCGAUCGCUACGAUGGGGAUGAGCAGACGGGCCGGGAGGAGGCCACGGUUGCGGGUGCUAAGGAGCGCCCCCUUAUUGAGUUCUAG
Mytilinidion resinicola is the source of this 315-nucleotide messenger RNA. RefSeq lists its product as uncharacterized. NCBI's taxonomy places the organism in Eukaryota, Fungi, Ascomycota, Dothideomycetes, Mytilinidiales, Mytilinidiaceae. The record is from RefSeq and is a predicted model, not a curated record. The transcript is spliced from 2 exons. Bases 1 to 315 code for a protein of 104 amino acids.